Messenger RNA from Spinacia oleracea (spinach), 2957 nucleotides. Its product is annotated as vacuolar protein sorting-associated protein 53 A. Gene Ontology annotation, biological process: retrograde transport, endosome to Golgi. The coding region runs from base 158 to 2641 and encodes 827 amino acids. The transcript is spliced from 25 exons. Gene Ontology annotation, cellular component: GARP complex. The record is from RefSeq and is a predicted model, not a curated record. NCBI's taxonomy places the organism in Eukaryota, Viridiplantae, Streptophyta, Magnoliopsida, Caryophyllales, Amaranthaceae.
AUAUAUUAAAAAAAACGAAAAAAAAAGAAAGAAAAGGGGGAUGUUAUGGUUUUCGAUCUCUCUCUUUCUCUCUCCUCCUCCGUAGGUGUCUGAUCUCACUCUAACAUUCCAAUCAUUCGACAUUUGUUAAGCAAGUUUGCUCGAAUUGCAUCAAAAGAUGUCAGUUCCUCGAUCAAUGGACAAGUCAAGUGCUCUUGAAUACAUUAACCAGAUGUUUCCUACAGAGGCGUCCUUAUCUGGUGUUGAGCCUCUUAUGCAAAAGAUUCAUGGUGAGAUCCGUCGGGUGGAUGCUUCCAUACUGGGAGCUGUUCGGCAGCAGAGUAAUUCAGGUACCAAGGCCAAAGAAGAUCUUGCUGCUGCUACGGGUGCAGUGGAGGAACUCAUGUACAAGAUACGAGAGAUAAAGAAUAAGGCUGAGCAAAGUGAGACAAUGGUUCAAGAAAUUUGUCGUGACAUAAAGAAGCUUGAUUUUGCAAAGAAGCACAUUACAACUACUAUUACCGCCCUUCAUCGUCUUACCAUGUUAGUAUCUGCUGUUGAGCAACUUCAAGUGAUGGCUUCAAAGAGGCAAUAUAAGGAGGCAGCUGCUCAAUUGGAGGCAGUAAAUCAGUUAUGCAGUCAUUUUGAAGCCUACAGGGAUGUCCCUAAAAUAACUGAAUUGCGAGAGAAGUUCAAGAAUAUUAAACAAAUCUUGAAGUCUCAUGUAUUUUCUGACUUCUCAAGCCUGGGUACUGGGAAAGAGACAGAAGAAACUAUCUUGCUGCAGCAGCUAUCAGAUGCUUGUUUGGUGGUUGAUGCAUUGGAACCCUCUGUGCGAGAAGAAUUGGUCAAAAUAUUCUGCAACAGGGAACUUACUUCCUAUAGACAAAUUUUUGAAGGAGCUGAACUUGCCAAGUUGGAUAAAACAGAAAGAAGAUAUGCUUGGAUCAAGCGUCGGUUGAGAACGAAUGAGGAAAUAUGGAAAAUUUUCCCUUCUUCAUGGCAUGUCCCUUAUUUACUAUGCAUCCAAUUUUGCAAGCUCACUAGAACACAACUUGAGGAAAUACUUGAUAACCUGAAGGAGAAACCAGAUGUGGGGACACUGCUGCUGGCGCUUCAGCGAACUUUGGAGUUUGAAGAAGAACUAGCAGAGAAGUUUGGAGGAAGUUCACCAGCUAAAGAGGUCAAUCAUGAUGCUGAUAACACAGAAAAAGGGCCCAAUUUCAGUCAAGCUGUAUCAGAUAUCAAAAAGAAAUAUGAAAAAAAGCUCGCUGCAAAUCAAGGCAGUGGAACUGAUGAAACAGAGAGUCUAAAAGAUUUUGCUGUUCCUGGAGCUGGGUUCAAUUUCCGCGGAAUCAUCUCAUCUUGCUUUGAACCUCACCUAAAUGUGUAUGUAGAGUUGGAAGAGAAAACACUAAUGGAGCAUCUGGAGAAACUUGUUCAGGAGGAAACUUGGGAUGCAGAAGAAGGAAGUCAGACUAAUAUCUUAUCCAGUAGCAUGCAGGUCUUUCUGAUAAUCAGACGAAGCUUAAAGCGAUGCAGUGCAUUGACAAAGAACCAGACAUUAUAUAAUUUGUUUAAGGUGUUUCAAAAAAUUCUUAAAGCAUAUGCAACAAAGUUGUUUGCCAGACUGCCCAAGGGUGGAACAGGAAUUGUGGCUGCAGCCACUGGAACUGAUGGACAGAUUAAGACAUCUGAAAAAGAUGAAAGAAUGAUCUGCUAUAUCGUGAACACAGCUGAAUACUGUCAUAAAACGUCUGGUGAAUUGGCUGAAAAUAUAGCCAAGGUAAUUGAAUCUGUAUUUGCAGAGAGAGUUGAUAUGUCAGACGUACAGGACGAGUAUUCAGCAGUAAUAACAAAAUCACUGAUAACACUGGUGCAAGGUUUGGAAACUAAAUUUGAUGCUGAAAUGGCUGCUAUGACACGUGUUUCCUGGGCGACUCUUGAAAGUGUUGGCGACCAAUCAGAGUAUGCCAAUGGAAUAAAUACGAUAGUUACAAGUAGUAUUCCUGUACUUGGGACUCUUUUGUCACCCAUUUACUUCCAGUUUUUCUUAGACAAGCUUGCUUCUUCACUUGGUCCCCGUUUCUAUCAGAACAUUUUCAAAUGCAAGCAGAUAUCAGAAACUGGAGCCCAGCAGAUGCUCUUGGAUACUCAAGCUGUGAAAACAAUUCUUUUGGAGGUUCCUUCCCUUGCUAAACAAACAUCUGGUGCUGCUAAUUACUCCAAAUAUGUUAGCCGUGAGAUGAGCAAAGCCGAGGCACUUUUGAAGGUUAUAUUGUCUCCUUUAGAUUCCGUAGCAGAUACGUAUCGUGCUCUAUUACCUGAAGGAACUACAUCAGAGUUUCAGCGAAUUCUGGAGCUCAAGGGUCUCAAAAAAGCAGACCAGCAAACCAUCCUAGAUGACUUCAACAAACAUGGUUCAAGCAUCAAACAUCCAUCAAUGUCACCUGCUGUAGCGAUUGCCCCUACUCCGCUUGCACCACCAGCUCUAAGCAGUCCUGCUUCAUCAGCUAUCACUGCUUCUCGAGAGGAUGUGCUUGCACGAGCUGCUGCCUUGGGUCGAGGAGCAGCCACUACAGGUUUCAAGAGAUUCCUUGCACUAACUGAAGCAGCCAAGGACAGAAAAGAUGGACCUUUUAGAAAACUCUUUAACCCGUGAGGAUUUUAUUACUGGUUUUGCUCAAGGAAUCAUAUGCCCUAAGGCUCUUGCAUAUCCACCCUUUCUGUCGUAUAUCUUCUUAUUGUCUCCCGUCACUUCCCCUUUCUUCAUUGGAGGAAAGCAGAGAGCCAGAAACUAUAUUGCAUUUGAGAGGAGUAUUUAUAAUGUAUAUGCAUAGCUGUUUUUUUUACUCCGUGUUGUAGUCCAAUUUUGUCAGAUGUUAUUCCAGCUGGUUCGUGUUUGAUUACUAUGUAUGUAAUCUUGUUGAAUGUGUAUUAAAGGUGACUAGUUUGAUCAAAGCUUAUUUUUUCAUCUA